CAGACUCCUUGGGGGCUCAGCAGGAUCAGCUGGACCACCCUGAGGCCUGACCUGCUCUCUCCCCAUCUCUGUUGCAGAACACAGAUCUGUUUGAGAUGAUUGAAAAGAUGCAGGGAAGCAGGAUGGAUGAACAACGAUGCUCCUUCCCACCACCCCUCAAGGUAGGUCUGAACCAUGACCACCCUACCCAUCCUUGGGCUUCCUCAGUCCUGGGGCGAGAAGGGCCCUUCCCCCUCAUCCUGCUGCCCCAGUUUGGGGGCUACUGGAUUGAAGGCACCAACCACGAAAUCACCAGCAUCCCGGAGACAGAGCCGCUGCAGUCACCCACGACCAAGGUGAAGCUGGAGUGCAACCCCACAGCCCGCAUCUACCGGAAGCACUUUCUCGGCAAGGAGCAUUUCAAUUACUACUCACUGGACGCUGCCCUGGGCCACCUUGUCUUCUCACUCAAAUAUGAUGUCAUCGGGGACCAGGAGCACCUGCGGCUGCUGCUCAGGACCAAGUGCCGGACAUACCACGAUGUCAUCCCCAUCUCCUGCCUCACCGAGUUCCCCAACGUGGUCCAGAUGGCAAAGCUGGUGUGCGAAGAUGUGAAUGUGGAUCGAUUCUAUCCUGUGCUCUACCCCAAGGCCUCCCGGCUCAUCGUCACCUUUGAUGAACACGUCAUCAGCAACAACUUCAAGUUUGGCGUCAUUUAUCAGAAGCUUGGGCAGACCUCCGAGGAGGAGCUCUUCAGUACCAACGAGGAAAGCCCUGCCUUCGUGGAGUUCCUCGAAUUUCUUGGCCAGAAGGUCAAACUGCAGGACUUUAAGGGGUUCCGCGGAGGCCUGGACGUGACCCACGGGCAGACGGGGACCGAGUCUGUGUACUGCAACUUCCGCAACAAGGAGAUCAUGUUUCACGUGUCCACCAAGCUGCCCUACACAGAAGGGGACGCCCAGCAGUUGCAGCGAAAGCGGCACAUCGGGAAUGACAUCGUCGCUGUGGUCUUCCAGGAUGAGAACACGCCCUUUGUGCCUGACAUGAUUGCGUCCAACUUCCUGCACGCCUAUGUGGUGGUGCAGGCCGAGGGCGGGGGGCCCGGCGGCCCCCUCUAUAAGGUCUCUGUCACGGCCAGAGAUGACGUGCCCUUCUUUGGGCCCCCGCUCCCGGACCCUGCUGUGUUCAGGAAGGGGCCCGAGUUCCAGGAAUUUUUGCUGACAAAACUGAUCAAUGCGGAAUAUGCCUGCUACAAGGCAGAGAAGUUUGCCAAACUGGAGGUGAGGAUGGGCUGUUGGGGCUGAGUCCCUGCCCCCAGCUUGGAAUUUCAGAGCUGCACCCUGAAAUUCAGAGGGCAAAGCCUAGUGGUCAUUGGUGGGGAGGAACCAGGUGCCUGGGUGCCUGGGUUUCCCUGAGGAGCAGGUGUUUGAGAAACCGGUGCCUCCUCCACCCCAACCCCACCUUCACAGCGGGUCAUCCGGAGCCGCAGCCAGUCCAUGGAUGCCAUGGGACUAAGCAACAAGAAGCCCAACACCGUGUCCACCAGCCACAGCGGGAGCUUCGCACCCAACAACCCUGACCUGGCCAAGGCCGCUGGAAUAUCAUUGCUUAUUCCCGGGAAAAGUGCGAGUAGAUUCGGACGCCGGGGCAGUGCCAUAGGCAUAGGAACCGUGGAAGAGUCACUGAUUGUCCCUGGGAAGAGCCCCACGCGGAAGAAGUCAGGUCCGUUCGGCUCACGCCGCAGCAGCGCCAUCGGCAUCGAGAACAUACAGGAGGUGCAGGAGAAAAGGGAGAGCCCCCCGGCUGGCCAGAAGACCCCAGACAGCGGGCACGCCUCACAGGAGCCGAAGUCAGAGAACUCCUCCACUCAGAGCUCCCCAGAGAUGCCAACGACCAAGAACAGAGCGGAGACAGCAGCCCAGAGAGCAGAAGCGCUGAAGGACUUCUCCUGCUCCUCGUCCAGUGCCAGCAGCUUCGCCAGCGUAGUGGAGGAGACGGAGGGUGUGGACGGGGACGACACAGGCCUGGAGAGCAUGUCGUCCUCAGGGACUCCGCACAAGCGGGACUCCUUCAUCUAUAGCACGUGGCUGGAGGACAGCGUCAGCACCACGAGUGGGGGCAGCUCCCCAGGCCCCUCGCGGUCACCCCAUCCAGACGCCGGCAAGUCGGGGGACCCUGCAUGUCCGGAGAUCAAGAUCCAGCUGGAAGCGGCUGAGCAGCACACGUCCCAGCUGAUGAGGUCGAAGAAACACAAGGUGAAGAUGCUGUGUCAAAUCCAGGCAGAUAGGACCUCUGCCCCCAAGGCCACCACCAGCCUGUGUGCUGCCCUCUGUCUCCCCAACCCUCCCCUGGGCCCACCAUCUGGGCUGUCUCUGCAGGGUGGAGCCAUCCAGACCUGGGAGCGGGGAAGCUGCCGGCGUCAUCCUCACCCCCCGGGCUGGGGCCAGGCUGGACAGGGAGUGGUCAGUUGUAGCAAGACUCCAGGCCUGGCUCGCCCUGGCCUGGGCCCUCCAUCACACCUUGGUGCCCCUCUCGACUCAGGGGGGGCAAGAUGAGAGGGGGGACCGAGAUCUCUCAGUGCGUACAGAGCCUCCAGGCAGCGGGGGGUGAGAUGUGAUGGAGGGAGCCCCAGGUUGGGAAUCCUGCGUCCUGAGUCCUGGCUUCUAAUUUGGGUUCUGCUGUGCGGCUCUGGGCUGUCUCUGGGCACCUCUGCUCCCAAUGGACAAGAUCACUUCAGAGGUCACUGAAGACUGCGAUUCCAUGCACCUGCCCAGAAUGGGGGACCGGCCUCCCAGGGGCCUCCCAUCACCCUGUCCUGCUUCCUGGGGCUCUGGGGCCCCCAGUGGGCUGAGGGGCAGGGAGCUGGUGAUGCCUGUUGCCCCUCCUGGACCCCCAAGCUCUACCACAGACCUGCCGAUGCCCCGUCCACUGCCUCCGCGUGACAGACAAGCGGCCCCCUUGGAGGAGGGAACCCACCUGGGUCCUCAGCCGGCACCCAGCUCCACCUCUGCCACCCCAUGUUCUGGGCGCCCCAGGCUGAGUGGGCUUGGCUGGCCUGGAGUUACAGGUCUCGCCUUUGCGACCCCCCAUUCCCAUGGAGGGGGCCGCCCGGCAUAGCUGCUGUGAGUCCACAUCUUGUGUGUGUCUGUCCACACUUUUUAGGCGCCAACGUCAAAGGCCAGCCUUCCCGCCCCAACACCCAUCCGGGAAGCCCCCGUGGCUGUGUGUAUGUUGGUAACAGUUGUACAAAAUAAAUUCUAUUUAUCGCUAUUGUA
This is a messenger RNA of Myotis lucifugus (little brown bat), 3254 nucleotides long. RefSeq names its product RAP1 GTPase activating protein (gene RAP1GAP). Gene Ontology annotation, cellular component: cytoplasm; membrane. Gene Ontology annotation, biological process: activation of GTPase activity; regulation of small GTPase mediated signal transduction. NCBI's taxonomy places the organism in Eukaryota, Metazoa, Chordata, Mammalia, Chiroptera, Vespertilionidae. Gene Ontology annotation, molecular function: GTPase activator activity. The transcript has 20 exons. The record is from RefSeq and is a predicted model, not a curated record.